UGAGUUAUUGUCAUGUAAAAAAGCGCUAGCAAUAAGACCAAACGCUUUGCUAUUGUCCAAGCGGAAAGAGCCAAGUUUAUUAUGAGGACUAUAUGCUCUAGAGACCUCGGGCUAGGCGGCUCUUAGGGGGCUUUUCAUAAAACAGGGCUAGGUUCCUAUAAAGGAGGCCAGUUUUGGAGCAGGCGCUGAGCAGUGAACAUCUACCCACCGUCCAGCCUCUUUCCAACCAGUUCAAACCAAACAAGUCAUCUUUCCCCCCCAACUCAGACCGCGCGUCCUCCUCAUUUUUGUUUUUAUUAUUUUUUACUUUCUAACCCAGUUUUUUUGGGGGUAGUUUUUCUUUGAUAUUUUUUUUCCCGGGAAGUGCAGCUUUCUAACUCCACCGAGCCUUCUCAAAUGUAUAAAAUGGAGUAUUCUUACCUAAAUUCCUCUGCCUACGAGUCAUGUAUGGCCGGGAUGGACACGUCGAGCUUGGCAUCGGCCUAUGCGGACUUCAGUUCGUGCAGUCAAGCCAGUGGGUUUCAGUACAAUCCCAUCAGGACCACUUUCGGGGCCACCUCCGGCUGUCCGUCCCUCACGCCGGGGUCCUGCAGCCUGGGGACCCUGCGGGACCACCAGAGCAGCCCGUACGCCGCAGUUCCCUACAAACUCUUCACGGAUCACGGCGGACUGAACGAGAAGAGAAAGCAGAGGCGCAUCCGGACCACGUUCACCAGCGCCCAGCUGAAGGAGCUGGAGCGGGUUUUUGCUGAAACGCACUACCCGGACAUCUACACCAGAGAGGAGCUGGCACUCAAAAUCGAUCUGACUGAAGCCAGAGUGCAGGUGUGGUUCCAAAACCGGCGUGCCAAGUUCCGCAAGCAGGAGCGGGCAGCUGCAGCGGCCGCAGCGGCUGCCAAGUCCAGUUCUGGAAAGAAGUCCGACUCCAGAGAUGAAGAAAGCAAAGAGACCAAAUCUACCGACCCCGACAGCACAGGAGGACCGGGCCCGAACCCCGUGCCCACCUCCAACUGCGGCGGACCGAGCCCCACCGGAGGCCAGGUCAACACCACCGGGAACGGACAGGUGGACCAAGUGAAGACAUCCGUGUCCACCGGCAUGGGGGUGACAGCACCGAGCCAAGGCUGGGCCACCGCCCCGGGGACCAUCACCUCUAUCCCGGACUCAUUGGGUGGGCCAUUCGCCAGCGUACUGUCGUCUUUGCAAAGACAGAACGGAGCCAAAGCUACAUUAGUAAAGACCAGCAUGUUCUAAUGAAGCUUCACAGCGGGAGAAGAAACACAGAGCAGAGUUUCCUCAUCCUCCGGAGACUGAAAAGCAAUUGCCUGAGAGAGACUUAAGGACAAUAAAAAGCAGUUAAAAAGAAGAUGACAACUCUGUUAUUUUAUUUUUUAAUGCCUUGCGCCGUUUCUUGUGGUCAGUGGACACUUUUGCUGUAAAAAUAUCCAUCUUGACAAGUCACAUUGUCUUAUAACAACAACGUUUGUUUUUCUUAAAACAAGUGCAAGUGGGGGAAAUGUUUCCAGUCAUGUCUAAAGACUGCAAUCCUGGCAAAAAAAAAAAAAAAGGCUAAUUACUGUACUAAUAACAAAAUGACACUUCUGAGAUUGUUCAUGCAUUAAUACAGAACAAGAAGACAUAUCUCAUCCCAAAGCAAAAUGUUCCUCUUGUUUUAAGAAAUAAAAGACACAUUUAAGACUGAAUACUGGAUGAAGUGACUUGUUAAGAUGAACAUUUUUUGGGGGCCAAAUUUAUGAGCAAACACAGACGUCUGCGCACUGGAAACGCGUCGUGCCAUCAUCAGUGAGCAAAGGAGCCUCGUUAAGUCACAUUAUAUGUCAGAGUUCAACAGCUGCUUUGUUUGGUAGAGAGACGUUUAAUAUCCAUGACUGAGGAUGCUCUCACACAACAAAUAUCCAACGAGACGCUGACGCAUUUUGCUUCUCUGUUCUCUAUAAGACACAACCUGCUGUUUGGAAGUAGCCUCUUACAGCUGUGUUUCUGUAUCCAGGGCUGCUGAGAGUUUAGUUUCUUUAAAUUAUCGAUAUAAACACAAUUAUUUCCUCGAGAAAAAAAAAGGCACAAACUACUGCAAUGUUCACCUCUGACAGGAAAUCUGUAUGUUUUGUGUGUCUUUCUACGGCAGUGUUUUUGUGGCUCAAAUUGUAUAGUGUUAAUACGUAUUAUUGUCUCCUAUAGUUGAACCAUAGGCCAUACUCCCUCGUAGAUCGACCAUACAAGUCUUUUUGAUGUUUUACAAAAUUCCCUCGGAAGAAUUUAUUUUGGGUAAAAAAAAAAGGAAUGGAUGCAAACAUUGUAUUUAUUUCUAUAUAAUUUGCAUGUUGUCUCUUUGUCUGAUUUUACAAUGAUUUCACUUCCAUUUUGUGAGCAUUAUGUAACUUGUUUUGUCCAGGAUCUGAAAGUUAUUUAUAUGUAGGUAAUGAAUGCUUAUAUUUAAGAAGGAAAUAUUUCUACAUGUGCACAUAGUUUUCCAGGUGUACCAUUGAAAUGGUUGUUGAUGAUAAAAAAAUAAUAAUAGUCCAA
Molecule: messenger RNA, 2544 nt
Organism: Siniperca chuatsi (mandarin fish)
Lineage: Eukaryota; Metazoa; Chordata; Actinopteri; Centrarchiformes; Sinipercidae
Gene: phox2bb
Product: paired like homeobox 2Bb
Exons: 3
Coding region: 397-1254 (285 amino acids)
Biological process (GO): regulation of transcription by RNA polymerase II
Molecular function (GO): RNA polymerase II transcription regulatory region sequence-specific DNA binding; DNA-binding transcription factor activity, RNA polymerase II-specific
Source: RefSeq, a predicted model, not a curated record